Homo sapiens (human) is the source of this 1686-nucleotide messenger RNA. It is a transcript of the gene PDIA2, whose product is annotated as protein disulfide isomerase family A member 2. Gene Ontology annotation, molecular function: protein-disulfide reductase activity. Gene Ontology annotation, biological process: protein folding in endoplasmic reticulum. The record is from RefSeq and is marked reviewed. Gene Ontology annotation, cellular component: endoplasmic reticulum lumen. NCBI's taxonomy places the organism in Eukaryota, Metazoa, Chordata, Mammalia, Primates, Hominidae. Bases 7 to 1584 code for a protein of 525 amino acids. The transcript has 11 exons.
AGCACCAUGAGCCGCCAGCUUCUGCCUGUACUGCUGCUGCUGCUGCUCAGGGCUUCGUGCCCAUGGGGUCAGGAACAGGGAGCGAGGAGCCCCUCGGAGGAGCCUCCAGAGGAGGAAAUCCCCAAGGAGGAUGGGAUCUUGGUGCUGAGCCGCCACACCCUGGGCCUGGCCCUGCGGGAGCACCCUGCCCUGCUGGUGGAAUUCUAUGCCCCGUGGUGUGGGCACUGCCAGGCCCUGGCCCCCGAGUACAGCAAGGCAGCUGCCGUGCUCGCGGCCGAGUCAAUGGUGGUCACGCUGGCCAAGGUGGAUGGGCCCGCGCAGCGCGAGCUGGCUGAGGAGUUUGGUGUGACGGAGUACCCUACGCUCAAGUUCUUCCGCAAUGGGAACCGCACGCACCCGGAGGAGUACACAGGACCACGGGACGCUGAGGGCAUUGCCGAGUGGCUGCGACGGCGGGUGGGGCCCAGUGCCAUGCGGCUGGAGGACGAGGCGGCCGCCCAGGCGCUGAUCGGUGGCCGGGACCUAGUGGUCAUUGGCUUCUUCCAGGACCUGCAGGACGAGGACGUGGCCACCUUCUUGGCCUUGGCCCAGGACGCCCUGGACAUGACCUUUGGCCUCACAGACCGGCCGCGGCUCUUUCAGCAGUUUGGCCUCACCAAGGACACUGUGGUUCUCUUCAAGAAGUUUGAUGAGGGGCGGGCAGACUUCCCCGUGGACGAGGAGCUUGGCCUGGACCUGGGGGAUCUGUCGCGCUUCCUGGUCACACACAGCAUGCGCCUGGUCACGGAGUUCAACAGCCAGACGUCUGCCAAGAUCUUCGCGGCCAGGAUCCUCAACCACCUGCUGCUGUUUGUCAACCAGACGCUGGCUGCGCACCGGGAGCUCCUAGCGGGCUUUGGGGAGGCAGCUCCCCGCUUCCGGGGGCAGGUGCUGUUCGUGGUGGUGGACGUGGCGGCCGACAAUGAGCACGUGCUGCAGUACUUUGGACUCAAGGCUGAGGCAGCCCCCACUCUGCGCUUGGUCAACCUUGAAACCACUAAGAAGUAUGCGCCUGUGGAUGGGGGCCCUGUCACCGCAGCGUCCAUCACUGCUUUCUGCCAUGCAGUCCUCAACGGCCAAGUCAAGCCCUAUCUCCUGAGCCAGGAGAUACCCCCUGAUUGGGAUCAGCGGCCAGUUAAGACCCUCGUGGGCAAGAAUUUUGAGCAGGUGGCUUUUGACGAAACCAAGAAUGUGUUUGUCAAGUUCUAUGCCCCGUGGUGCACCCACUGCAAGGAGAUGGCCCCUGCCUGGGAGGCAUUGGCUGAGAAGUACCAAGACCACGAGGACAUCAUCAUUGCUGAGCUGGAUGCCACGGCCAACGAGCUGGAUGCCUUCGCUGUGCACGGCUUCCCUACUCUCAAGUACUUCCCAGCAGGGCCAGGUCGGAAGGUGAUUGAAUACAAAAGCACCAGGGACCUGGAGACUUUCUCCAAGUUCCUGGACAACGGGGGCGUGCUGCCCACGGAGGAGCCCCCGGAGGAGCCAGCAGCCCCGUUCCCGGAGCCACCGGCCAACUCCACUAUGGGGUCCAAGGAGGAACUGUAGCUGCCCCCGUGUCACCCCCGCCAUCACUGCUGGACAGGAGCCACCCCCUUGGGUACCAGAGGGAGCUGUGCAUUGUGAAUAAAGAGUGAGCUUGGUUCUGGA